UGGCCGAACUUCGCGGGAUUUUAUUUCGCUCCGUCUUCGUGGUUUUCAUCACAGUUUGAUUAUUGAUUUUUAUCCAAGCAAUGGAUCUACUAGAAUGCGAAUGGGGCUCAUGUGAAGAAAAGUUUCCACUUUCAAGUUUUCAAGACUUCAGGGAGCAUUUUGAAGGACAUUUAAGAGGAAUUUUCCCGGGAUAUCGAGCAGGUUUCUCUGAUGACCCCAUACCGGACAAUUUUGCUUGCUUUUGGAGAGACUGCGGUUGGGAUUCUCCCAUUGACGCCGGCGAUAUAAUCCGUCAUGUCUUCUUCCACGCCUUCCACACUAAAAUAAAGCUCGAAGGGUACAAAAAACAACAAGAGAUGAAGCUAACGCCUUGUACUUUAGACAAUCAAAGCAGAAACCUUCUUCCCGACAUUCCAGAACCGUUUCUCUGCGAGUGGAAAGAGUGCACUGUUGAGUUUAACUGUCCUACGCUUUAUUACAGACAUGUUGACAGUCACGCUUGGGCUGUGGAUAAGAUAUACGCAGGAGUUGGCGAAAAUGGCAGGAAAAAAUACUCCGUCACUUGCCAGUGGGAGGGAUGUAAUUUUACAACUGUGAACCACUACAAGCUUAAAGAACAUUGCAGAAGUCACACUAGAGAGAAGAUUUUUGCCUGCAUGACAUGUGGUGGCAUGUUUGCAAAUAAGACAAAACUUGUAGACCACAUGGUUCGACAGAAUUCUUCAGGAUUUGAAAGUUUUCAAUGUUCACAUUGUCUAAAGCACUGUGGCUCAGAGCGCAUCUUGCGAGAUCAUAUGAGACAUCAUGUCAAUAAUGUUAAGUGUCAGUUCUGUGACAUGACUUGUCCAAAUGCCUCAGCCCUCAAACAACACGUCAAAUUCAGACAUUCAGAGGAAAGACCAUUUAAAUGUGAUGUAUGCAGUUACACCUGUAAAAUGCAGUCAGACCUGAGGCGUCACCGUGAAUUCCACAAUGCUGUUUUAGCACAUCAUUGUGAUUUUGAAGGCUGUAAUUUUUCUGCCCGUGCCAUGCAAACAGUGAAAAGGCAUCAGAAAGUUGAUCACCAGGGAAUUGAUUUGUACCGAUAUGAAUGUCAUGUCUGUGGGCAGCGAUACACUAGAGGAUCUGGGCUGACCAACCAUCUAAAGAAAAAACACAGGUUUAGCUGGCCAGCUGGGCAUCCAAGGUUCAGAUACAAAGAGUGUGAUGAUGGCAUUUGUCGACUUCAAACCGUGCGCUUUGAGAGUCUCCAUUUGUCGCAGCUGAUGAAUGAACAGGAAGGUGCAGGGAACACGGAUAUGCAAGCAGGUGACUUCCCCCAGGAUUGUGUAGACUCUCCUACAACCUCAGGGGGGUCACCAGAAUCGACUGUUGAGGGGUCACCCCUUAAUAAAGGGGAUAACCUUGGAGAACUCAAUUACCAAGAACUCCUGCAAGAAUGGAAUAAAAAUAACAGUAGUACACAAGAGGAGGGACAUAAGGGUGGAGGACCAAUAAGGAGUGCUCAGACAGGAAGAGUCACAGAAGUGCAUCCCUAUGAGAGACCAGAAUCACCUGAACUAGAUUUACCACAGACCUUGCUAGAUCUUCAAGAUGCUGCAAUCAGGCUUGCCAAUGGACAAAAUGGGAUCAAUUGAUCACAUUAUUGAUCAGUUGUAAAUUUAUGAUUGAAUUAAAUGAUUGAAUAAUGAACAACCAUUCACCAAGUGGAGGAAGGUGGUAGUGGAUGUCAAUGCAGCUGCAAAGCAGUGAGUUAAAUAAUUAUCUACCUCUACCCACCAACACUAAAGUGAAUGGUUGUUUUAGUAUGCACUGAAACAAUGAGAUGAUAUGGCACAAAAAGAUUAUUUGAACUCAUUCAUUCCUGUAACGAUUACAAUAUAAUAUUAUUCAGGUGCAAAUCUUGUGCUAGUUGCUGGGAGGGGAAUAGUAGAGGAUAUUUGGAAUUUGAGUAGCCAAUCAGAGCACACCUGCAAUGCUGUCCACUGUUUUUAGUAAUGAUCAUCAAGUCUUACCCUUCGAAGAGUUCUUCAAUGCACCUUGAUGGUUACAACUGGGAAACUUAGAAAAACUUAUAGCACCACUUGAAAUUACGACUCAGUAGCUUUUGUUUAGGUGCCACUCUCAAGUCUUUCAUUCACAGACUAGUUAGAAUUAACGUGUACAACAUUACAAACAGUACGACAUGGAAGGACCUUUCAUGCAUUUAUUUGCAUGAUCAAACGUGAGAAAGUUGGUAUCACACCAUACAUUGUAAGAAGGUGUUACAAACUUUUUUGAAGCCACAGCUUUUUACAUAGUACCACAUGGAGGUGCUUAUUUCAUUCGUACACUUAAAAGUUCAACUAUCCUUAGUCUGCUUAAACACGCAAGACUAAGUGUAAAUGUUGUGCAGUAGAUUUGAUAUCAAAUGUCACUUGUUUACUGUUGCCCCACCAACUUAAGAUUGAAGCCUCCUCUUGUAGCACAGUUAACAACCAUGAUUCUCUCUUUAAUUGAAAGUUACACGCUAGUAUUUGUUUCGUUUUGUAGUAGUUUAACAUAAGCUCGUAGAAAAAAAAUGCCAAUUAUCAUUAUUUAUCUGAAAGCAUUUCUAAAUUCAUGGAGAAGGCCGACGAAUACCAUCUUGCGACUCGGAUCGUUUGGGAACUUCUCAAUUUUUUUACAGAGUGUGUUUUGACGUAAUUUUAUGACGGAAAAAUUUUACGUAGUUAAUAUUAUAAAUAUGUAUGAUAAUAAAGGUGUUAUUAUAUUUCUGUUUUUAA
This is a messenger RNA of Stylophora pistillata, 2765 nucleotides long. RefSeq names its product histone H4 transcription factor. Gene Ontology annotation, biological process: regulation of transcription by RNA polymerase II; anatomical structure development. Gene Ontology annotation, molecular function: RNA polymerase II cis-regulatory region sequence-specific DNA binding; DNA-binding transcription factor activity, RNA polymerase II-specific. The record is from RefSeq and is a predicted model, not a curated record. NCBI's taxonomy places the organism in Eukaryota, Metazoa, Cnidaria, Anthozoa, Scleractinia, Pocilloporidae.